AGCCCUCCCUUCCCACGCCCCAGUGCGCUGUGGGAUAGUGGCACUAUAAAGUAUAUCCUCUCUCGGAGAAAGAUAAGAAGCCCGAGACAGGAGGGGGAUGAAGAUGGCGGACGCCAAGCAGAAGAGGAAUGAGCAGUUAAAGCGAUGGCUGGGCUCGGAAACGGACCAGGAGCCUCCUGUUCUGAAAAAGAAGAAGACGAAGGUGAAGUUCGAUGAUGGCGCCGUGUUUCUGGCCGCUUGCUCAAGCGGCGAUACCGAGGAGGUGCUCCGAAUGCUUGACCGGGGCGCUGACAUCAACUACGCCAAUGUAGACGGUCUCACCGCCCUCCACCAGGCAUGUAUAGAUGACAAUGUUGACAUGGUGACUUUCCUGGUGGAGCAUGGAGCCAGCAUCAACCAGCCUGACAAUGAGGGCUGGAUCCCCCUCCAUGCUGCAGCCUCCUGUGGAUACCUAGACAUAGCAGAGUAUCUCAUAAGCCAGGGUGCCAGUGUAGGAGUUGUGAACAGUGAGGGCGAGACACCUCUGGACAUUGCUGAAGAGGAGGCAAUGGAGGAGCUCCUGCAGAAUGAGAUCAACAGACAAGGGGUGGACAUCGAGGCAGCCCGGAAGGAGGAGGAGCGGGUCAUGCUGAGGGACGCCCGGCAGUGGCUCAACAGCGGCCAGAUCCAAGACAGCCGGCACACAAAGUCUGGCGGAACGGCACUCCAUGUAGCUGCUGCGAAAGGAUACGUCGAGGUUUUAAAGCUUUUAAUCCAAACAGGGUAUGAUGUAAAUAUUAAAGACUAUGAUGGCUGGACUCCUCUCGCGGCAGCACACUGGGGCAAAGAGGAGGCAUGUAGGAUACUGGUGGAGAAUCAAUGUGAUAUGGACCUCAUUAAUAAAAUGGGCCAGACAGCUCUUGAUGUAGCAGACGAAGAUGUUCUGGGACACUUAGAAGAACUACAAAAGAAACAAAAUCUGCUGAUAGGUGAGAAGACAUCUCCUUUGAUUGUAACCACAACAACCACUGGGGAUAACAACCAACCACUGAAACCAAUCAAGAGCAAAGAAACGUUGCUUCUGGAGCCAGAAAAGAGCGCCCCGUGCAUUGAGACCAUAGAACCAGAGAAGGUGGAUGAAGUAGAGGAGGGCAAGAAGGACGAAUCGAGCUGCUCCAGUGAGGAAGAGGACGACGAAGAUUCAGAGUCAGAGACUGAAGCAGACAAGAGCAAGCCUUCAGCAUCGGUGAGCAACAGCACGACGCCAGCCCCAACCAGCAUCGCCGUGUCACCUCCAAGUAGCCCAACCAACCAGGUGACAACCCCUACUUCACCGGUUAAGAAGGCCAUUCAGCCUGCUGGAAAGGUCUCAACUAAAGUGGACGAGGAUAGGAAGGACGAGGAUAGGAAGGACGAGUCUCCAGCGUCGUGGCGGCUGGGUUUGAGGAAGACGGGCAGUUACGGGGCGCUAGCGGAGAUCACAGCCACCAAGGAAGCUCAGAGGGAGAAGGACACGACUGGGGUUAUGCGCUCAGCCUCGAGCCCUCGCCUCUCCUCUUCUCUAGACAACAAAGACAAAGAGAAGGAAAAGGAUAAAGGAACUCGACUUGCCUACGUGGCCCCCACCAUCCCCAGGAGACUUCCCAGCACUUCAGACAUUGAUGAGAAGGAAAACAGGGACUCUACUGCUCUGAUACGUAGUGGCUCAUACACCCGGCGACGCUGGGAUGACGACCUGAAGAACAGCGAAGGAAGCGCCUCCACCAACCGACCCCCCAGCUACCAGCGCAGCACGUCCCACACGCUAGCACUAGGGCGGAGCAGCAGCACGCGGGACGUGCCAGCCAAGUCUUCGUCCACCUCCAGCUUGGACCCUAACACCUGUAAUACUAAACCCUGGCAGCCACCCACCUCCCACUACCAGUCUUACAGCAUUUACCGCAGCGGCUCUUUUGGCCGAAGACACGAGGACUUGAGUUCCUCGAGUACCUCCCCCCCCACGACCACCACCACCUCCUCAUCUGUUACCUCGCCCACAGGCCAUCGCGGCCUGCUCUCCAGGUACUGGUCAGAGGAGAGUGCAGAGAGGGAAAAGGAGAAGGAGAAGGAGUCUGCUGCGGUCAUCCCCACUAUGAACACUGGCUCUACUACGACCACCACUUCGACCACUACCACCACCGCCAUAUCUACUACUACCACCACUGGCAUUGGCUCUGAAAGACGCAGGUCAUACCUGACACCAGUGCGAGACGAGGAGUCAGAGUCCCAGAGGAAAGCUCGCUCUAGACAGGCUCGGCAGUCAAGAAGAUCCACCCAGGGUGUGACACUGACUGACCUGCAAGAGGCUGAAAAGACAAUCGGCCGGAGUCGUCCCCAAAAGACCCGAGAGGAGGAGAAGGAGGAGAAAGAGAAGCAGGACAAGGAAAAGCAGCAGGAGGAGAAGAAGGAGACGGAGACCAAGGAAGACGAUUACCGAUCGAAGUACCGCAGCUUCGAAGAGCGCUACCGGCCCUCGUCUUCCUCCUCUACCUCCGCCAUUUCCACAGUCAGCACCGGCUCCAUCCCGUACUCCAGCACCGCAUUGUCCUCCAGUUCCAGCUCCCUCAACAGGCCUAACAGUCUGACGGGGAUCACCUCCUCCUACAGCCGCUCCUCCAGAGACACGGAAAAAGAAAUGGACAAAAAGGAGGAGGAGAAGGAAGGGGAGGACAAGUCUCAGCCCCGCUCCAUACGGGAUCGCAGGCGGCCCCGCGAGAAGAGACGCUCCACUGGAGUCUCCUUCUGGACCCAGGAUGGUGAUGAAAAUGACCCUGACCAGCAGUCCGACUCAGAGGAGGGCAGCACCAAGGGAGAGCCACAGAGUGACAGAUUGUCCAGGAAUGAGAGCAGCUCUUCAUCCAUAGAUCGCAAUGACACUCUUUUUAGCCGUGGCUAUGGCGAGAGUCGGAGGACCUACUCGAGCCGACUGGAUAGGGACGACACCACUGACUAUAAGAAGCUUUACGAGCAGAUCUUAGCUGAGAACGAGAAGUUGAAGGCCCAGUUACGUGACACGGACCUGGAGCUGGCAGACUUGAAGCUACAACUAGAGAAGGCCACACAGAGGCAGGAACGCUAUGCCGACCGAUCACAGCUUGAGAUGGAGAAAAGGGAAAGAAGAGCUCUAGAAAGGAAGAUUUCUGAGAUGGAGGAGGAACUUAAGAUGCUCCCAGACUUGAAAGCAGACAACCAGAGACUAAAGGACGAGAACGGAGCACUCAUUCGAGUCAUUAGCAAGCUUUCCAAGUAGAACAGCCCCCCCCCUCACCCCUCACCCCUCCCCCCCGCCACCCCAUCUUCUGCACCCCGUAGUCCCCCACGGCAGUGACUAAUGGAAUUGCACAUUUAGAUAUUAAUUGCAACAGACAUCAGAGACAAGACUCCUUUUUUUUUUUUUUUUUUUUUUUUUUUUUUUUUUUUUUCUUUAUCUCCUCCCAGCUCUUUAUCUCCCCCUUUUUGCUCCUCCACCACCACAGCAUCCAUCCAUCCAUCAAUCUAUCUACCCCCCUGCGCCACCUCUACGACUAUUAUCCACUUGAUUGUGUGGUUGCUGUCCUGAUAGAACCACUUGAGUUUACAGAGCAAACGGAAGGAAGGGUUGUGUGAUGAGCAUGUAAAAGCAUUGUGGGCAGAGAAAGCCUGAAAACUAUUUAACCAAUAAGCCUUAGUUGUACAUAAAGAGAAAAAGAAAAAACACUUACAGCGAUCUCUCUCU
Messenger RNA from Perca fluviatilis (European perch), 3733 nucleotides. RefSeq names its product protein phosphatase 1, regulatory subunit 12A (gene ppp1r12a). The record is from RefSeq and is a predicted model, not a curated record. Gene Ontology annotation, biological process: signal transduction. NCBI's taxonomy places the organism in Eukaryota, Metazoa, Chordata, Actinopteri, Perciformes, Percidae. Gene Ontology annotation, cellular component: Z disc; A band; cytoplasm. Gene Ontology annotation, molecular function: protein kinase binding; enzyme inhibitor activity; phosphatase regulator activity.